AUGACAAUUAAUAAGUUUGUCACGGCCUCUUUGAUCGCUAUUAUAGUACAAUUGUGUAGUCAAGUGGCAGUGAGUGUAGUGUGGGGGGAGUGUUGUAGUCCAGUAGUAGCCCAGUAGAUCGUCAGUGUGGUAACCGCGCGGUCCUAGGUACAAGGAUAACCUCAACAGUCAUCAGUGCUACUGCUACUGGAUAACCGCAACUCCUGGUACCCGCCACCACGACACCGAGUACACGGAGCUGCUGUCCAGCCCCAGCAGGAAGCGGAAGAGAGGACAGAGUCGGAGGAUGGUGGAAAGCGACCUGGCUAAGAAACAAAUAGAUGGAGGUGGAAAAUCUCUAAAUGGAAAAGCAGCAAGGGACCUUGAAACUGGAGUGGUGGCUGCGUUGCAAGAAAAAGCAGAUCUUGAGUUUCACAGCACAGGCCGGGCUGACUUCGAAAGAGCCAUUGAACAAACCGGCUAUGGAAAGUUUCACUACUUCCUGCUCACCGUGUGUGGCUUUGUCAGCACCAGUGAGGAGAUGGACGUAAUCUCCAUGUCCUUCAUCCUGCCUUCCUCCCAGUGCGACCUGGACCUCAACACUCACACCAAGGGCUGGCUCAACAGUAUUAUAUUUGUGGGUAUGAUGGCUGGUGCCUACGUGUGGGGUAGUGUUGCCGAUACGCUUGGUAGGAGAAAAGUAUUGAUAGUCAUAUCCUUCAUGAACGCCCUCUGCAUAGUCGCCUCGAGCUUUAGUCAGUCGUACGCACUCUUCAUGAUAUUCAGGUUUCUCAACGGAGCUGCGUUAGGUGGAAGUGGACCUGUGAUUUGGUCAUACUUUGCCGAGUUCCAACCUAAAAAGAAACGAGGCUCUAUGCUGAGUUCUAUGGCUGCCUUCUGGACUCUUGGAAACCUCUUCGUGGCUUGUCUUGCGUGGCUGGUGAUACCUAGUAGUAUAGGUUACACGUCACCCACGUUUAAGUACAACUCAUGGAGAGUAUUUUUGAUGAUCUGUUCAAUGCCUUCCUUCAUCGUCGCCAUCCUUCUCUACUUCCUCCCCGAGAGUCCGAAGUUCUUACUGGCUCAUGGACAGGAAGAGGAAGCGAUGGCCGUCUUCCGGAGGAUCUACUCCAUCAACACCAACCGGAGUCCUGAAGAAUAUCCGGUUAAACAACUUAUUCAAAUGGAUUCAUUCAACGAACGGAAUGGAGACCCGAGCAAGCACUUCAACGCUUUUACAACAAUGAUGCAGGAGAUUGGGGAGAACACUAAGGCGUUGUUUGUGUCUCCGAUAUUACGUUUAACACUCAUCUCCGUCAGCAUAAACCUCACGUUUCACAUCGGAUACUACGGUUUGCUCAUGUGGUUCCCUGAGUUGUUUAAUCGUUUUGACGAGUUCUCGCGAGAGAAAGGCAACAUCUCGGCUUCGGUUUGUGAAGUGACAGAGUACGUGGUCACCAAGGGGUCCAAGUCAGGAGGUCCCUGCAACGAUAAGAUACCAAGCUUUGUCUUCCUAGAGUCGCUCAUCACAGUAUCUGCAGCCAUUCCCGGAAAUAUCAUUGCGGUAGUCUUCAUGGACCAGCUUGGCCGCAAGUUUUUCCUAGUAUUCAGCACGAUGUUCUCUGGCCUGUGUUCCACCGCCAUGUAUUUCGUCCGCAGCAAAGAGCAGAAUCUGUUUGUCUCUGCAGUCUUCAGCGGUGUCAUCAGCUGCGGUAACGCUGCUCUGGACUGUCUUAUCACGGAAAUAUUCCCAACAAACUUAAGAGCUACCGGCGUGGCAGUGUCCAUGGUGGCAGCCAGACUGGGUGGUAUAGUGGGAAACAUAGUUAUAGCAACUCUGCUGGACUUGUACUGCCCUGCACCUACGUUUAUAGUGGCGGCUCUUCUCAUAGGAGGAGGACUACUAUGUCUGCUCUUACCUAACACUACGCGCGAACCUCUAUCUUGACCGAGGCUCUACUGGCUAAAUCGGCCAACUUCUACUUUGUCUCUCGCAUUUCUUACCUCUGUAUUUAAGUAUUGUAAGAUUCAAAAGAUAAGUUGUUAUAUAUCUCUUACAAUGGUGCCAAUGUGGCUCUUCAAGUUGUUAUGCUUCUUGCAUAGCUAAUAUUUUAUCAAUCCAAUUUGCUUGCACUGCAAUGGUUUACUAAAUGUGUGACACAUUCUUUUAAAAUUCAUGACUUCAUAUCCAUAUCAACUGUAUUUGAAUGUAUACAAGUUUUUGUAAUAAAAACGCAGCUUUUAUAUCAUAAAAUCGGUAGCUGUGUGGAAAAAUGCAAAAGAUAGUUCAGAAUAUUCGUUUUGCAGAAGCUUGAACUUUGAAGGUAGCCUGAAAAAGACCAUGAUAGCUUACGUAUUAGAUUAGGGUAAUGGAUGGUUGAACGAAUUUCCGUACACUAUCUAACUACAUAAUUCUAGUGUAUAUAGUGAAUGCUCCAAAGCACAUCGUGGUUGACAAGUAAAUGCUGGAAACUAAAGUGAAAGUGUAUGUUGAAAGUUAAGUUCUGUAGCUGUAAAAAUGUAAUCCAUGAUGAAUUGAAAUUAUAUCACCAAAAGUAGAGUCCAAUCAAAACAAGAAAAUUGUACACCCAAGGCAUUGAUUGAGGAGAAUAUUUCAGAUUUACCUUAUUGAUUUCUACAAGCCAUUUUGUACAUGAUCACGUCACACCAUGAGAUAUUUGUAAUAUAAGAUUUAGUUUUUUUAUACAAACAUGAAACAUAAUUUUAAUAUUGUGAUUGUAUUUUAGUACUUGUAUAAACUAGACGUUAGGGUUUUCUUAGGUAAUUGUAAACCUUUUGUAUACUUACUAUUAUCUAUUAUUUUAAUGCUGCAACAAUGUAAAUUUUAUCAAACAAGUUUAUUUUAAAACUCUCUUACUUUACGCAUUUGUUACCUGGAGGUAAAGUAAUAACAACAUUUCAACGUUUGGUCCAUACGUGAGAAUAAUUAAACCAAACAUUUUAUAACUUGACUAUUAUAUACACUACUCUUUACUUCAUUUUAACUUUCCAAAAUAUGUUUAGUAUUUUUGUGAUUACACGUUUAAAAGAUUGAUUGAAAACUUUUAAUGACAACUCCUUGCAAAUAAAUGUUAUAUAAGACUUUGAAUUGAAGAAAAAAUAAUAAUCCAUUUAUUGUUUGAGUUUUUAUAGAAAACAAACGUUUGUUUCCAUUAUUAGGGUUAUUUAGAAAUACUGUACACUGUAUAUACUAAUAGCUGUUAUUUUAAUUUCAACAAAACAUCACCGUAAAACCAAUUGAUCAGAAAUUUUUAUUAUACAGGGUGAAUUAAAAACGUCAUAGUAAGUUUUAGCAAUUUAGUUAAAACAUAAUUUAUCGAGUUACCCAUUCUAAUAGUAAACAAGUGUUAGUUAAUAUUUAUUGUUAUUUGUUAUUGUUAAACUAUGUCUAAUAUAUUGAAUAAAU
Messenger RNA from Macrosteles quadrilineatus (aster leafhopper), 3406 nucleotides. RefSeq names its product synaptic vesicle glycoprotein 2B. NCBI's taxonomy places the organism in Eukaryota, Metazoa, Arthropoda, Insecta, Hemiptera, Cicadellidae. Gene Ontology annotation, biological process: transmembrane transport. The record is from RefSeq and is a predicted model, not a curated record. The coding region runs from base 287 to 1927 and encodes 546 amino acids. Gene Ontology annotation, molecular function: transmembrane transporter activity. Gene Ontology annotation, cellular component: membrane. The transcript has 13 exons.